Molecule: messenger RNA, 1740 nt
Organism: Malurus melanocephalus (red-backed fairy wren)
Lineage: Eukaryota; Metazoa; Chordata; Aves; Passeriformes; Maluridae
Product: dual specificity protein phosphatase 22-A-like
Exons: 7
Coding region: 1-642 (213 amino acids)
Biological process (GO): transforming growth factor beta receptor signaling pathway; regulation of cell population proliferation; protein dephosphorylation
Cellular component (GO): cytosol
Molecular function (GO): protein tyrosine/serine/threonine phosphatase activity
Source: RefSeq, a predicted model, not a curated record
AUGGGGAGUGGAAUGAGCAAGAUUGUCACCGGUCUCUACCUCGGGAAUAUCCGUGACUCUGAGGACCGUGAGAAGCUGCUGAGCAAGGGGGUGACCCACAUCCUGUCCGUCCACAACCGCGCCAAGCCCGUGCUGGAGGACAUGACCUAUCUGUGUAUCUCGGCCUCGGAUUCAUCCAGUCAGAACCUGCUGCAGCAUUUCAAGGAGUGCAUCCAGUUCAUCCACGAGUGCCGGCUGGCGGGGGGAGGCUGCCUGGUGCACUGCCUGGCCGGGGUGUCCCGCAGCACCACCAUCCUGGUGGCCUACCUGAUGACAGUGACAGAGCUGGGCUGGCACAGCUGCCUGGCUGCCACCAAGGCCGUGCGCUCCUACGUCAGCCCCAACUCGGGAUUCCAGCAGCAGCUGCAGGAGUACGAGAGGACCCUGCUGCGGGAGUACCGCGCUUGGAUCCGCCGGGAUUACGGCAGGAACCCYUUCCAGGACCAGGAGGAGCUGCAGCGCUUGCUGGGCCAGCAGCAGGAGGGGCAGAAGGAGCAGCAUCUGGCGAGCAGGGAUCGCUCCUGGCACCGCUCGCCCGCUGCCACCUUCCCUCCGCCGUGCCACGCAGGUGGCGCCGGUGGCAGCAGAUGGAUGAACAGAUAAGCAGCAGGCUGUUCCCGGGCAGGCGUUGGCCCCGGGGCUUGGAAAACUCCGUUUUCCCUUUGCCAAGCACCUCCAGGGAUUCGUGUCUAGGGCACAAAGCUGCGGGGUCCUGCCGGGGGCUCCGGGGUGGGAGCGAGGGGACAGGACCCAGAGCUUCCCCUCUCGGUGGUGACAGUGUCCCUCGGUGGUGACAGUGUCCCUCGGUGGUGACAGUGUCCCUCUGUGCCCCAUUUCCCUCAUUCCCAGCGGAUUAGGGCCACUUUUCCACCCUCAGAGCAGCAGCCAGCCCCGUUCCUCUCUCCUCAUUUUGGGAUCUGGGUGCUCCUCCGGCAGGGCACGGGAAUGGGGGUGCAGAUUUUGGGAACCCCUGGUGGGAUGAGUUGGAGAGAGGCCCCCGUGCCCUCUGCUUCCCCGAGGAGGGAGGGAUGGAUCCCGGGAUUUGGGGRUGCUGCUGAGCCCCUGCUGGAUCCCAGUGGGGUGGGGAGUGGGGCUGGAGGCUCUUGGGGACUGCCCCUUUUUGUGUGUGGAUUUUCCCARCACAGCCUGUCCUCGGCAGGUGAAAAUCCAGCAUUUUCCUUAUCCCAGCGAUGAUAAAAUCCAGUGAUUCCAGAGGCUGCCUGUCCCACUGCCCCCAUCCCUGGAGCGGUUUGAGGUUUUCCCUGAGCCCCAUGUGAACAUCCCUGCUUGCAAAAGAAGCCAAAAUCUUGGUCGGACUCACUSAACACACGGACUGAUUUAACUCUGUACCUCUCCCAAAACCUUUUUAAAACCUAAAACCUGCAGCCUUUCCAAUUUUCCAUCCCAAACUCUCAUCGUGCUUUUCCAGAGCUUUCUUUGGCAGGAAUUCCCCCCAUCUGCCUCGUCAGKAGGGUCCCAUCCCAUGGAUUCAUCCCCUCUAUGUGGAAACCUUCAACCCUUCUGUGCCAUCUCGGCCUUUUGCUAUAAAUACCUUAUUUGUCUACUCAUAAAUGUCCGUUCUGCAAUUCCUUCUAAGAAAAAAAAAAAGGGAUUAAAAACAUUUCUAGGAAUUCUCCUAAUGAAGAUUUCUGGGUACUCGUGGUGUGACAGCACCAGGGGUGACUGUCCCAGCUUCUAAUA